This is a messenger RNA of Acanthosepion pharaonis, 534 nucleotides long. NCBI's taxonomy places the organism in Eukaryota, Metazoa, Mollusca, Cephalopoda, Sepiida, Sepiidae. The record is from the annotation of a GenBank genome assembly.
AUGUAUCUAUUUAAUUUUGAACUUCAACGAGGAUUAUCCCUAAAUGUUAUACUCUUUUUUUCAGUAUACCUCUUUGCCAGAACAAUGUAUCAGAAACAGCAACGACUCGUAUCUACAUUUUGUUUAAAACUUAUUCUGUUCUCUCUCUUUGCAGAGGUGAUUUCUCUUGGUGACGUCAGUAAACUAACUGAAUUGGUGAGCAACUUGUCUGGAACAAGAAAAAAACGUCAUUAUAAAAAGCGAAAAUUGCUGGAUGAAAAAAUCAAAUUUAUUCCCUACCUCUUGCAGCAAAUGAUUUCAACGGGAUUGGCAGAUCAGGAUGCUUUGGGAACCAAAAACCAUCCUCUUCAUAUGUUACUAUCUAUCUCAGACUGUUCAUAUCUAUCUAUAAAUUUAAACCUGUUCAUAUCUUUCCUUCUCUCUCAGUCUGUUCAUAUCUGCCUAUCUCAGCCUGUUCAUAUCUAUCUAUCUAUCUAUCUAUCUAUCUAUCUAUCUAUCUAUCUAUCUAUCUAUCUAUCUUCCGGUUCAUAUUAG